AUGGAGCCUGAAAUAAACUGCUCUGAAUUGUGUGACAGUUUUCCUGUCCAGGAGCUAGAUCAGAGACCCCUUCAUGAUCUCUGCAGGAAAACAAUUACCUCUUCCCACCACAGCAGUAAAACCAUCUCUUCAUUAUCUCCUGUCCUCUUGGGUAUUGUUUGGACUUUUCUCAGCUGUGGACUUCUUCUGAUACUCUUCUUUCUUGCCUUCACAAUUCGCUGCAGGAAGAACAGGAUUGUGAAGAUGUCCAGUCCUAAUCUGAACAUUGUGACCUUACUGGGCAGUUGUCUGACUUACAGCAGUGCUUACCUCUUUGGGAUUCAAGAUGUUUUAGUGGGGAGCUCAAUGGAAACCCUCAUUCAGAUCAGACUGUCCAUGCUGUGCAUUGGGACCUCACUUGUGUUUGGCCCCAUUCUGGGGAAGAGCUGGCGACUCUACAAGGUGUUUACCCAGAGGGUCCCGGACAAAAGAGUGAUUAUCAAAGACCUGCAGUUGCUGGGGUUGGUGGCAGCCCUGGUGAUGGCUGAUGUGAUCCUGCUCAUGACAUGGGUGCUGACUGAUCCCAUCCAGUGCCUCCAGAUCCUCGGUGUCAGUAUGACGGCGACAGGGAGAGACGUGUCCUGCUCCUUGACCAGCACCCACUUCUGUGCUUCCCGGUAUUCUGAUGCCUGGAUUGCUCUCGUUUGGGGAUGCAAGGGUCUGCUCCUGCUGUAUGGUGCCUACCUGGCUGGCCUGACUGACCACGUGAGCUCUCCUCCUGUGAAUCAGUCCUCAACCAUCAUGGUUGGGGUCAACCUGCUGGUACUGGCUGCUGGACUGCUUUUUGUCGUCACCAGAUACUUGAACUCCUGGCCCAACCUGGUCUUUGGACUCACGUCUGGAGGCAUCUUUGUUUGCACAACCACAAUCAACUGCUUCAUCUUCAUUCCCCAGCUGAAGCAAUGGAAGGCAUUUGAAGAGGAAAACCAAACAAUCAGACACAUGGCCAAAUAUUUCAGCACUCCCAGCAAAAGCUUCCAUACCCAGUAUGGUGAGGAACAGAACUGCCACACGAGAGGAGAGAAAAGCUCCAUGGAGAGGCUCCUCACAGAAAAAAAUGCUGUGAUUGAAAGCCUGCAGGAACAAGUAAACAACGCCAAAGAGAAGCUAGUGAGGCUGAUGUCAGCUGAGUGCACAUAUGACCACCCAGAGUGGGCUGUCCCACCUGCCUCUUCCCAGAGCAAGGACAUCCAGGCUGCAGCCUCUGCCCGUGGUCUAGCAGCUCAGGGGCCUCCAGAAUGCCUCUCUGGCUCUCAGAAUGAUACCAGCAUGGCUGCCCAGGACUCCCAGCAUACCUCAGUGCCCUCCUCACAGAUGCAAAACCUUGAUGGGCCUGUGAAGGACACUGGCACCUCCCCAGGGCAGAAAGAAAAGAUAUCUGACUUGAAGGACUUUUCUGAUCAUUUGGACUCAGGUUGUAGCCCGAAGCCACAGGCUGAGAAAAGCCAGGGUCUAAAAAGAGGAGACCAGGAAUCCAUGGCCCCCAACUGGAGUCUAAUACUAGGCAGUGGGGGCUCUGAUCCUCAGAGACAGAGGCAGCCAGAGAACUCAGAGGAGCCCCCAGAGCGGCUACCAAGGGUCAAUUCAGUGAUCAGGGAGAAGCUUCAGGAAGUCUUACAAGAUCUGGGCCUGGGCCCUGAGGCUCCCCUCUCUUCUGCCCCAUCUUGUCCCCAGCAGUCCUGGAAGAGCAGUGCUGCCCACAGCCCCCAGAAGGAGCUGGGCUUCAGCCCAUACAUGGUGAGGCGAAGGCGGGCAGCUCCACGGGCUCGCUCACACUUUCUUGGCUCUGUACCCUCUUCUGUGGGGCAUCGGGCAAACAGGACUGUUUCUAGGGCACACAGUGGGUUGAAUGUGCAGAAUGGGGACAGCCCCAGCCUGGACUCCCAAAUUGCUGAUUCCAGGAUACCAAGACCCUCCUGCCAGAAGCCGUCACUGCUCCCAGAUCCUCAAGGCAGGCUGGGCGUCCUGGAGGGCAGCAAACAAGGCCAGACAAAGCUGCAGGGGGUUGGAGGGAGCCACACAGCCCUUUCUCACCAGCCUUCUGCUUCUGGCCGGGCACAAAGUUCCCCAGCCCCAUCCCUACCAGCCUCACUAGACCUCUCUGAGCAGCAGCAGCUGUGGCCCCCAAUGUCCCCAGGCUACCCCUCUCUGUCUUCUUCUCGGUGCAACUACCUUGACACUGAAUCCAGCAGCUCAGAUGAGUUCUUCUGCCACUGCCACCGGCCCUACUGUGAAAUCUGCUUCCAGAGCUCCUCUGAUUCCAGUGACAGUGGGACAUCAGACACUGACCCCGAGCCUGCUGCAGGGUUGGCUUCCUGGGGAAAGCUGUGGGCCCGCUCCAAGCCUAUAGUGAACUUCAAAGAUGACUUGAAACCCACGCUGGUGUGA
This is a messenger RNA of Cynocephalus volans (Philippine flying lemur), 2427 nucleotides long. It is a transcript of the gene GPR156, whose product is annotated as G protein-coupled receptor 156. The record is from RefSeq and is a predicted model, not a curated record. The transcript is spliced from 9 exons. Lineage: Eukaryota; Metazoa; Chordata; Mammalia; Dermoptera; Cynocephalidae. Gene Ontology annotation, biological process: gamma-aminobutyric acid signaling pathway; G protein-coupled receptor signaling pathway. Gene Ontology annotation, molecular function: G protein-coupled GABA receptor activity. Gene Ontology annotation, cellular component: membrane; G protein-coupled receptor heterodimeric complex. Bases 1 to 2427 code for a protein of 808 amino acids.